GUGAUAUUCAUUCUUUUAUCCAUUUGACAAGUUUUAUAUGUGUUAUUAUAUUUAAUUAAAGUGAAGUAGUGAUCUAACGUGCAACGUGUGCAUAUACCAUUGGUUGAGAAUUAAAUAAUGCAAUGUCGGGGAAUGACUACUUUGACUUGGAAACAUAUUGUCGUCUAUAUUUUCAAGUAAAACAUAUGUCACUACUGCUUGAUAUCAAGCACUUUGAGAUGAAUAUAAAACCUAGAGAUCCAUAGUCCUUACUAAGAUGGGAUGGCCUAAGGUCGCAACGGAGCACGAAUGAGGUCUGCAAGUCUUUUAAUAAGGCUGCACAACGGUUGUUAAAUCGUGGAUUCAUAACAAUGGAAAAGAAACAUGCUGCUUUCUUAAAAAAUGUGAAAGCGAGAUUACCAAGGAGGGAAUCUGAGAGAAGGUAUCAUCCCUUGUCGAGGCAUUGUGAUAUAUUGACCUCAAUCGAAACAAGAAUUUCAAUGAUGUCUAUGACAUACAGUAAAUAUAUUGAACAGAACAUAUGCUGUUUUAUACCUGGAAAGGUGAUAGAUGAAGUCCUUCGAGUUUUGAAAGUGUUAGAAUUGACUAAUAAUCCGCCCAGAGCUCAUGAAAUUUUACAAGAACUUCGGGAUAUAUCAUCUAUGGCCAUUGAACAUUUUGAUGAAAAAAUAUGCCCACUAUUAAAAGCAGCACAAACCAAUAAUGCUCCAAGGGAAAACACAUUUGAAUUAAAUCGUUCUUUACCUUCAACAUCUCAAGAGGGUUAUGAAACACAAGAUCCUAAUCCUUUCAAGAACGCAUUCAAUAAGAACCUUGUUGAUAAAGUAUUAACAGAUGCUCUAACUAAGAAAUUCAUAGGAUUAUCAAAUCAGUUUAAAAAGAUUAAGGAAUUAUAUGCAACCCAAAACAAACGUUUGAUUAAACAAAGCAGAACAAUCAAGAGGCAAAGUAAUGAAAUUGGUGAACUGAGACGCAGAAUAGAUGACUGGGAAACUAAACAUAAGGAAAUUACAGCAAACGUUAAUCAAAUGAAUAGUUAUGAGCAUUCUCAACCUAUUUCACGGACUAUCUCUACAAGUCAAGUUUUUGAAAGAGUAGCUCCUGUUAUUUGUCACAUGCUGGAUAAUGCUGUGAAUAAGUUACCGGAACUCCCUAAAAAAUGUAACAUUAAGCCACGUAUGGCCCAAAUAACAUUGAAAAGGUACUGCAAUGAAGUCAAGGAGGAUGAUCAAAAGAAAAUGAAAUUUUCUUAUUGAAUUAUCUAAGAUAUUCAUCCCACCAAAAUGUAUUAGCAAUACUGUGCGUAAAAUUUUAUAAUAAUAUCUAUCUCAUAUAUUAGAUUAUCACAAUAAGUUAAAUAUAUUAUUAGGUAGUUUUAAUAUAAAUAAUCUAUGCCCUACAAAUUAUUCAAUAAAACUACUUAUCAACCUUCUC
Ctenocephalides felis (cat flea) is the source of this 1434-nucleotide messenger RNA. RefSeq names its product F-box only protein 28-like. The transcript has 7 exons. The coding region runs from base 351 to 1256 and encodes 301 amino acids. Gene Ontology annotation, molecular function: protein binding. NCBI's taxonomy places the organism in Eukaryota, Metazoa, Arthropoda, Insecta, Siphonaptera, Pulicidae. Gene Ontology annotation, biological process: protein polyubiquitination. The record is from RefSeq and is a predicted model, not a curated record.